CUCCUUCCCAUUCUCUCAGACUCAGACUUUUUUUUUUCCUUUCUUCGUUUGCGUGUGCGCCAACGUCCUUUUCUACUCCUGCAAAGAAGAUAAAGACGGUUCCUGAGAUCUACUUCUUGUUUUUAGUUAUUUGAAAGUCCCUUUGCGUUCGCGCUUUUACCACUUACAACAACAGCGACGAAUAAUGACGGCAACAAACGGAUCCGUGUCGAUUGAGCUACAAUGGCCUACUAUUCCCCCUCCUUUACACGACGUUACAAACAACACUGGACUGCAAGAAAUUGAAGAUAGCAAAAAUGGGUCUCCUACUGUCGAAAAGCACGAUCCAAUGCUUCGUGCUACUGCAGUGGGCGAAGCUGUAACCGUGGAUGAAUCACUCUUAUUCGAACAGCAGCAGCAGCAGCAAAAGGGGACGCAGAACGAAGAGUCACCUCAGAAUUCUAUGUCCCCUGAGACAAAUACGCACAAUGACUGUCAGCAAUCCAAUGUGAUGGAUAUGACCACUACGCAUCCAUUGUCACUCAACAACAACGUUGAAAAGACACCAGAUCCAUCAAUGCCAUCUGUUUCAGAAAAGGCAUCAACAACGACGCCCAUUGUAGUUGUCGGUAGCAUACCAUGCAAACGCACGUGUGAAGAUCCCUCAUUCGACUACCCUGGUGAUACCGAUGUCAAGCGUGCGCGUGCCGGCGAACCAACUUCAUCAUUACUCUCCUCCUCUUCUACUGCUAUCGCAGUCCCACAGCCAAAGGUUUGGUGUCGACGAUGUGGUACCACUAAAACGCCUCGUUGGCGGGGCGGACCUCUUGGUUCACACACAUUAUGUAAUGCUUGUGGCCUUCGUUGGAAAAAUGUGGGUAAACCGGUCGAAGGCUUCAACAAUCCUACCUACCCUCCACCCGAACUCCCUGAGGCUUUAAAACCUAAGGUCUUAGUGCCAAAAGCAAGGGCACCCAAACCAAAGGAAUUGCAAACACGAGAAUCAAAAGCAAGGGGGGCUUCACAAACCGCCGUUGAGAAAAAGGGAGGAAGCAGCAACAGAAAAGGUAAGGUUAAUGUAACGAUUCGAUUGAGAACUUCUUUCAUUUAACGCAUUAGCUUUAACUGUUGUCAUAGAUAUCCGCAAUGAAAAACCUCGCAAUCAGACUACCGUCAAAAAAGAGGCAGCAUCUACUACGAGAUCGACAC
Zychaea mexicana is the source of this 1188-nucleotide messenger RNA. RefSeq lists its product as uncharacterized. Lineage: Eukaryota; Fungi; Mucoromycota; Mucoromycetes; Mucorales; Lichtheimiaceae. Gene Ontology annotation, biological process: regulation of DNA-templated transcription. The record is from RefSeq and is a predicted model, not a curated record. The transcript has 3 exons. Gene Ontology annotation, molecular function: sequence-specific DNA binding; zinc ion binding. Bases 185 to 1090 code for a protein of 301 amino acids.